AUGCGUCGUUUCGUUAGCGUCAGUGCUUGUAGCCUGAAUCAGUGGGCUGGGGAUUGGAUUGGUAACUGCGAUCGCAUUAAAGAAUCGAUUAGGAGGUCUAAGGCUGCUGGCGCAAGCUUGAGAGUCGGUCCAGAGCUAGAGAUUUGUGGAAGUGACUGCUUGGACAGCUUUUUUGAGGAUGAUCUUUAUCUACAUUCCUGGGAGAUGCUUGGAUGUAUCCUGGCUGACAGAGAAUGCCACGAUAUCCUUCUCUGUAUUGGCAUGCCUGUGAAGCAUGGCGGAAAGCGGUAUAACUCUAAAGUCUUCGCCUUAGACGGGAAAAUACUUCUCAUCGCGCCUCAAACCGUUCGGUGGAGCGACCAAAAUAGCCGCGAUAGCAAAUACUUUUCUCUUUGGAAGAAGCGAGGCAUAACGGAAGAAUACAGGCUGCCUGAUUUUUUGAAGAAGGCCCAUGGCACUGGAUUUGUUCCAUUCGGAGAUAGUUCUAUCUCGUUCUUAGAAGGGCGAGUCACUUUAGCACCCGAGUUCUAUUGA
Molecule: messenger RNA, 534 nt
Organism: Orbilia oligospora ATCC 24927
Lineage: Eukaryota; Fungi; Ascomycota; Orbiliomycetes; Orbiliales; Orbiliaceae
Exons: 3
Coding region: 1-534 (177 amino acids)
Biological process (GO): NAD+ biosynthetic process
Cellular component (GO): cytoplasm
Molecular function (GO): glutaminase activity; NAD+ synthase (glutamine-hydrolyzing) activity
Source: RefSeq, a predicted model, not a curated record